This is a messenger RNA of Sinocyclocheilus rhinocerous, 1663 nucleotides long. RefSeq lists its product as uncharacterized. Lineage: Eukaryota; Metazoa; Chordata; Actinopteri; Cypriniformes; Cyprinidae. The coding region runs from base 115 to 1380 and encodes 421 amino acids. The record is from RefSeq and is a predicted model, not a curated record. The transcript has 8 exons.
AUCGGCUCUGUCACUUGCGGUUUAGCUCGUUUAGAAACUGGUCGAACGCUUCGAGAUUCAAAGGAACAGUUUAACAACUACAAUGGACAACUUUUACUGAUCUUUUACAGAAAUAUGGAGACGUUUGUUUUAUUUUUCGUUCUGAUAAUCGUGGACGGUUUGUUUGGUGUAAUGGAUGAAAUACAGUCUGUGUCAAUGACGGAGGGAGAUUCUGUCACUUUAUAUACUGAUGUUACUGAAAUACAGAAAGCUGAUCUGAUACUGUGGACGUUUGGAUCUGACAGCACUCGAAUAGCUCAAAUAAACAGAAUGGCCAAUAAGAUCUCAUUAUAUGAUGAUGCUCUUGACGGGAGAUUCAGGGACAGACUGAAGGUGGAUCAUCAAACUGGAUCUCUGACCAUCACCGACAUCACACCUGAACACGCUGGACUCUAUGGAUUUUUACAGAUCGUUGAAGGAAAAGAAGUCACACCCAAAAAAUUCAGCAUUAUUGUAUCUGCUCGUCUGCCCGUUCCUGUCAUCAGCAGAGACUGUUCUUCUUCAUCAUCAUCAUCAUCAUGUACAUUGGUGUGUUCAGUGUUGAAUGUGAGUCAUGUGACUCUCUCCUGGUACAAAGGAAACAGUUUAUUGUCCAGCAUCAGUGUGUCUGAUCUCAGCAUCAGUCUCUCUCUACCUCUGGAGGUGGAAUAUCAGGAUAAAAACACCUACAGCUGUGUGCUCAACAAUCCCAUCAGCAACCAGACUCAACAUCUGGACAUCACUCAACUCUGUCACACAUGUUCAGCACCAGGUUUGUCCGCAGCUCAUAUAGCACUGGUUUGUGUUUGUGCUUUGGCUGUGGCUGCAGUUUUGUGUGGUAUUUACUAUUACUGUCAGCGCAAGACGCCUAAACAAGCAGUCGAAGACCAACCUGAUGGAGCGCUUAUUAAGCUAAAUAAAGGUGCAGUUCCUUUGCUAGCUAUGGAGCUAAACGGUGUGUUUCUUAAAGUAGACAUAGUCACCUUGGUGCCAAUGAUUGAAGGACAAUCUGUCAAGCUACACACGGAUCUGACUGAAACACAGGAAACUGACAUAAUAUGGUGGAAGUUUGUUGAUUCCAAAGAACACAAUUGUGCUAAAUUUGUAAUCAUAGCUAGACUGAAUAAAGCCAACGAUGAGGAAUACCUAUGUAAUGAAGAAAUAUUCAAAGACAAGUUGAAACUGGACCACAUUACCGGAUCUCUCACCAUCUCAAGCAUCACACCUGAACACUACGGACAUUAUAAUCUACAGAUCAUCAGAAAAGGAGAGAUGGUCGUGCAUACAUUCAGUUUUGUUGCUCACAAUCUAAUGAGACGAGAGCGGACCCAAAGCCUCCAGAGGAGACAAACCUGCCCAUGAUUACAACCGAUGACCUUACCGUAUAUGAAGACUGGAAUAGCAUCCACAUUUCAAUUCCACCACAACAUUUUUUAUACUUUUUUCAACCAUCUAACAUCCCGAAUGACAAAAAACACUCUAAUGAUAUAUAUAUAUAUAUUUAACAUUUUCUGCAUAUUUUUCCCCUUUGCAUUUUGAUUUUCCUGAUUUCUCAAGGAACCUCAGUAGGGAAACAAAGUAGUUACGCUUUUCAUUAUUUAUUUAGCAUAUAGAGUCAAGUUUUUCUGAUAACACUAUUUUGGAA